GUGUGUGUAUAGUGAGUGUGUGUGUGUGUGUGUGUGUGUGAUCUUCAGAAGCUCCGGCUGUAGGAAAGGUGUGGCUGCUGAGUAAAGCCUGCUGUCAUAAACUCACUCAGCACAGAGCGACGGCGCGAGAGGAGCUGUUCACACUCUCAUACACUCGCGCAAACAAUCACACACACUCAUUCACAUAUACAUAAACUCUCACAAACUUUCACACUCUCAGAGGAGCAGCGCUUUACAGAUUCUUCUUCUCAAGCUGUCGGACUUCCAGACAUGUGCUGAAAUACUCUGCUUGAUCAUAAAUAAACUUACCGAACACACUCAUUCUCACACCACCGGAAGUUUUCGCAUUGCCCGCAUGGCGCACCCCUAUGAGCCGUGGUUGCGUGCGGCGCCCCCCGGAGGCCCAGAGGAAGUGGGAAUGUCUGGCUGGUGGGAUCUGCACGGUGGCGCUGGUGGAUGGAUGGACCUGCAGGGGGCACCAGGUCUGGGAGGUGGGGGGAUGGGUCAAAGUGGUUCGAUGGGCCUGCAGCCACCUGUAAGCUCUUACAAUCCCGAGGCCCAGAUGUGCUGCCUGCCGCCGUCCCCCCACCCGUCCCCACUGUACCCGCCUGACGGCUUCAAGAUGGAGCCGCUAGCACCGGAUAUGCUGCACCCAACUGGCGUCUCAGCGUCGUUUUCCCUGGAGGAGCCACAAGAGGGCGCCAGCGGCUCGGGUUCCGGUAGACCCAAACCCACCCGACGCUCCGGAAGCAGAGCUCCGGGUCAGACCGCCUGCCGCUGCCCAAACUGCCUCAGCGCAGAGUCACUCGGAACAGCAGCUACCGGCAGUGAUGACGACAAGCGCAAACACCUUCAUAACUGCCACAUUCCGGGCUGCGGAAAGGCCUACGUGAAGACGUCCCACCUGAAGGCUCACCUGCGCUGGCACAGCGGCGACCGGCCCUUCGUCUGUAACUGGCUGUUCUGCGGGAAGCGCUUCACACGAUCCGAUGAGCUGCAGCGCCACCUGCAGACGCAUACGGGCGCCAAGCGCUUCGGCUGCAGCGUGUGCCCGCGCGUCUUCAUGCGUUCUGACCACCUGGCCAAACACAUGCGAGUGCAUGAGUCACCAUGCCAACAGUCCGAUGAGCAGGGGGGCGGGGACAAUGAGUCGGCUCCAUCUGGUGACACAGCAGCGCCCUCUGCAGGAGGAACCCCUGUCCUGCGUCUGAAGAGCGAGGCUGAGACGGGUGGAGAUGAGACUGUGGCACACAGCAGUUAACUGCAAUUCUGCUAAUGCUAACACUGAACAUUACGCUACUGUUAACACUGUUGAUCUGUAAGAACAUGAAGUUGCUAACACUGAUUAUUGCAGACGGUUAACAACAAGCAUCACAGAGGUGUUAGCACUGCUAGCAUCACAAGGUUAAGACUACAUAUAGUACUGACUGUUGGCAUUGUUAGCAUCACCUGGUUAGGAACAUAGAAAAUCACUGGGGAAAUAGAGAUUUUAGCUCAUUAACACCAGACAUUUUUUGUGGAUAAUGUUGUGAACACUGCUUGCAUCACAUGUAAAGACUAGACAUCACCAACUACUACUAUCACUAUUAGCAUAACUUUGUUAUAAUAGAUAUAGCUUAUUUAAUUGUUAGCAUCAUUAGCUUCACUUGUUUAGCCGCAGAUAUCUCUGACUGUGGUCAGUACUAGUACUGUAAGCAUCAUUUUGGCAACUCUAGUUUUUACAUGUUAAUGUUACUGUUUGCAUUAGUAGCAUCACCUGAUGUUUCAGAGCACUGCUACCAUUAGCACUGUUAGCAUUACUUUAAGAGUGGAUGUCACUGACUAAUGUAAAUGCUAGCACUGUCAUUAGUUAGCACUGGGUAUUACUACUACUGCUGUUAGCACAGUUGAUGGAUGAGGCAGUGGUUAGCACUACUAGCAUCACCUGGUUAAACUCUGAAAGUGAAAAGGUUUUGUUAGCACGGUUAUCACUGAUUCUACACUACUGGGCAAAGGUUUUAGGACAAACAUUGAACUGGGGACAGAAGUGAGUCUAUAAACUGUCUCUCCAUCUCCACUGUUUAAUCACAGUAGUUAGCUUUAGCCCUGGGCUAAUAUUACCACAUUUUUAUUUCCCCCAAAAUCAGUUAAUGAUCCUAUUCAGCUAUAUCAUAAGAAGGAGGCGGAGCUAUACUUAGGAAUGAAGUGAUUUUUAGGCAGAGCUGUUGUGUAGCUGUUAACUAAUUAAUUAUUUAUUGUUGUUUGUCUUUGGGUGAUAUAGUGCUGUUGGUGCAUCAUCAGUUUUUUCACUUUGUACAAAGUUUUUUAUUUUACUUUAUUUCAGUAAAUCUGAUCUAGCCAGUGUGCUCUAAUUAGCUGUUAGCCAGUCAGCUAGCAUUAGUGCUCAGUAGUAUUAAUACUCUGUAGUGUUAGUGCUCAGUAGUAUUAGUGCUCAGUAGUAUUAAUACUCUGUAGUGUUAGUGCUCAGUAGUAUUAGUGCUCAGUAGUAUUAAUACUCUGUAGUGUUAGUGCUCAGUAGUAUUAAUACUCUGUAGUGUUAGUGCUCAGUAGUAUUAGAAUACUCUGUAGUGUUAGUGCUCAGUAGUAUUAGUGCUCAGUAGUAUUAAUACUCUGUAGUGUUAGUGCUCAGUAGUAUUAGAAUACUCUGUAGUGUUAGUGCUCAGUAGUAUUAAUACUCUGUAGUGUUAGUGCUCAGUAGUAUUAGUGCUCAGUAGUAUUAAUACUCUGUAGUGUUAGUGCUCAGUAGUAUUAGUGCUCAGUAGUAUUAAUACUCUGUAGUGUUAGUGCUCAGUAGUAUUAGUGCUCAGUAGUAUUAAUACUCUGUAGUGUUAGUGCUCAGUAGUAUUAGAAUACUCUGUAGUGUUAGUGCUCAGUAGUAUUAGAAUACUCUGUAGUGUUAGUGCUCAGUAGUAUUAGUGCUCAGUAGUGUUAGUGCUCAGUAGUAUUAAUACUCUGUAGUGUAAGUGCUCAGUAGUAUUUGUGCUCGGUAGUAUUAAUGCUUGGUGAUAAGGGUAUUUGUGGUAGUGUUAGUAUUCAGUAGUAUUAGUGCUCUGGAGUAUAAAUACUCGGUAGUGUUAGUAUUCAGUAGUAUUAGUGCUCUGGAGUAUAAAUACUCGGUAGUGUUAGUAUUCCGUAGUAUUAGUGCUCGGUAGUAUCGAGCAGAAGCUUGGGGUUAAACUGGAUUAAACUGAACUGUUUACAAACUGGAAAGCAGGCGUGUCCUAAAACUUGUGACCUGUAAUGUAGUGAUUAGUGAAUGAGACUGAAUGCUGUUUACAUUAGUGCUGCUUUAAAAACACGGACAGAAUCACACUCAGAAAUAAACAUCAGCUGAUCUAUUCUUUUUUUAUAUAAAUAAUUUAUUAAGAACUUUAUAAACUGUUACACAAUUCACUGCAUCAGUUCAUAAGUAUAUUAAUAUAUAAUAACUCAUAUAUAGUAUAAUAUAUAAUAUAUACACUAUUCACCCGGGAACUUUCAUCAGCCACUGCGUUCCACUCGGGGUUUUUACUCAUUUCUAAUUUAUUAGUCAGUAGUUUUGUAUUAAUAAUAACAGAGGUCCACCUGCACUGCCACACUCCAACCACAGGGGGCAAUAUCACCUGUUCCAGUUCAGGAAGUGUUUCUGCAGGUUGUUGACAGAAGUUUAGUAGAUUUUAAAAUCUGUAGCUGAUUUUAUUUUAAUAUUUUAAUAAAAUAGUGUUUCUGAUAUUUUUCACUCUGUGGAUGAAAUGUAGAAUAAAUAUAGAGUAAUAUUUCUGUUCUGUCGUUUAUGAACAGUUUUUAUGAAGUUAUGGUAAUAUUGUAAGAAAUCUAAGUGUAAGGUGUUACAGGUGGGUUAGCAGGUAGUGUUUAAAAAUUAUC
Messenger RNA from Astyanax mexicanus (Mexican tetra), 3864 nucleotides. RefSeq names its product Sp6 transcription factor (gene sp6). Gene Ontology annotation, molecular function: DNA-binding transcription factor activity, RNA polymerase II-specific; RNA polymerase II cis-regulatory region sequence-specific DNA binding. The transcript is spliced from 2 exons. NCBI's taxonomy places the organism in Eukaryota, Metazoa, Chordata, Actinopteri, Characiformes, Acestrorhamphidae. Gene Ontology annotation, biological process: regulation of transcription by RNA polymerase II. The record is from RefSeq and is a predicted model, not a curated record. The coding region runs from base 356 to 1261 and encodes 301 amino acids.